AUGGCUGGCCCUGGCCCCAAGCCAGACGCCUUCGUCAGCAAAGAGGAUGGAAACAAAUACUGGGACGGUGUCGAGGCAGAUGUCAACGGCAUGCUGGGUGGCCUGCCUGAGAAAGGCUAUGGUUUCAUAUCAAACCUCGACCUCCGGAGCUCACGGGCCUUCCUCGCAAAGCUGGGUAUCGGAACUGGGCGUGGCCGGGCGGUAGUGGGAUUGGCCCUCGAGGGCGGUGCAGGAAUUGGCCGGGUGACACAGGGUUUACUGCUCGACGUGGCAAAGGAGGUCGACGUGAUUGAGCCCAAUUCGAGAUUCACCGCAGGGCUGGAGAAGACGCCCGGCGUGCGCAGCAUCUUCAAUGUCGGUUUGCAAGACUGGCGGCCGGAAAACGGCGACAAGUACGAUCUUAUCUGGGUGCAAUGGUGUGUUGGCCAUCUCAAUGACGAGCAGCUGGUUGCCUUUUUGGAACAGUGCAAGUCAGCUCUCCAACCCGAGAGCGGCAUCAUCGUGUUCAAGGAGAACAUGAGCCAUCGCGAUACCGACGACUUUGACGAGGUAGACAGCGCUGUCACAAGAACGGAUAAGUCUUACCUAAGCUUGUUCAAGCAGGCGAAUUUACGCGUUGUCCGAACUGAACUGCAGCGAGGAUUCCCUGAGGAGUUGCUCGCCGUGAGGUCUUACGCGCUCAUGCCCAUCGAUAUCCAGGCUUAA
Messenger RNA from Clonostachys byssicola, 705 nucleotides. The record is from the annotation of a GenBank genome assembly. Lineage: Eukaryota; Fungi; Ascomycota; Sordariomycetes; Hypocreales; Bionectriaceae.